This is a messenger RNA of Stylophora pistillata, 5904 nucleotides long. RefSeq lists its product as uncharacterized. Gene Ontology annotation, cellular component: late endosome; lysosome; autophagosome. Gene Ontology annotation, molecular function: metal ion binding. NCBI's taxonomy places the organism in Eukaryota, Metazoa, Cnidaria, Anthozoa, Scleractinia, Pocilloporidae. The record is from RefSeq and is a predicted model, not a curated record. Gene Ontology annotation, biological process: plus-end-directed vesicle transport along microtubule; positive regulation of autophagosome maturation.
CAUGGCGGACUUUGGACAACUUUCUUCUGAUUGAUAGAAAGCCGUUGUUUGUAAAGAAAUCAAAACGGUCCGUUGGAGAAUGAUGGAGGCAUUUAUUAUCGACCCAGCUAGACUAAUAAGUGAUAUUGUGGGUUACAUAUCAGAAUUAAAGAAUAUCUACCAGUCAUCUCAACUACCUGUGACGGAUGAUGAUACAACUCUUCAUAAGUUUUGUGUCAAGCUUGAAACAGUUCUAAGACAUGAACAAAAGGAAAAGUACUCUAUGCUUGGAGUUAGAAAGGAUUACUGGAAUUUUAUUUGUGACUGCAUUCCUAAAGAUGAUGGGGUACGAUUCGCUCAAAAUAUUCCACAGGUCAAGACACCCCAAGGCAAAGGACGUGCUUUUAUUAGAUUCUCUCUGACAAAAAAGUCAUUGGCUGAUGCCAUUCAAAGAUGCCUGGUGAAGCAAAAACAACUAAGUGCAUACUUUGGCCCUGAAGCAAUUCUCUGUCACCCAUCUCUGUCAACUGCUCUGGUUAACAAACUGUAUGACUUGAAUGAUCUUGAGUUUGAUCUUCCGGUUGCGGGACAUGAGCUUGAUAUUUCAUGGCCAGCUUUCACAAGGAGACCCUUAGGGGAUCGAAUGAAAGGCCCGAUCCUCUUAUCGGUCUAGCAUCAGAGAUCACCGCAUUAACAACAAUUUUCGGGGAUGAAAAUUCUCUUGGAAAGGCAGAGCGUAGUGAAGCUGGUUUCGACAAUGUCAGCAUUGGCGAUUCAGCGAUUGAAACUCCCAACAUCACUGACAUGACGCUAGAAAUCUCUCACCUUCACCAACGCAUUCUCAAGUGGAAGGGUGAUGUGGAAUCUCAGUUGUCUAAAGCUUGUAGCGACGCAAAGAAGGCACACGACGAACGAAUAUUUGCGAACCAAGAGUACGAGCUUAAAAUCAAACAACUUAACGAAAGAUACACCAAUUUGACGAAAGGUGUGUCGGAAGAGAUGAACGCUAAAGUCAAAGAAUUGUGUGGGAAGUUAAAAACAGCCGAAAAGGCUCUCAGUGAAAGAGAAGCCGAAAUUGAGAAGCUUACAGAAGAAGUUAAGGUUUCUGUGAGUGCGUCCCACGAGGCACAAAGAUCUGCGAUAGAACUUGAAAGGAAAAUAACGGGUUCAGAGAGAAAACAUAGCGAACUUUCUUCCGAAUGCGAGCAAUUGAAAGAGCGAUUUAAACGGAAGGACGAGAGGGUUACUGAACUGGAAGCAAAGCUUUCGGAACUUAGAGAAAAGUGUACCAAACUUGAACUAACCGAAGCGGAAUCGAACAAGAAAAUCGCGGAACUACAUGGAGAAUUAAAAGCUAAAGAAGUUGUGUUGGAGAGGGUGCAUGAAUCGUAUGAAAAGCUGAACGGAAUGGUAUUUGGGUCCUUUGAAGAGCUAGAAUCCGAGCUGAAAAGUAGGUUAGUGGAUAGAGAGAGAGGAUUACAGAAUCAAAGUGCUCAGAAUAGAAGGCUGGAAACGAACAUUGUGGAGAUUCAACAACAAAAUAGAGACCUUAGUAAUAAACUUGAGGAAGCUAAUGCAAAAAUCGCCGACUUGGAAAACACCAGGAUUGAAAAUGACACCUUCAUUCGAGAUUUGAAAAAUCAACUUAACUUUGCACAACAGAACCAAGACACGUUUAUGUUAGAAUUAAAAGAUACUCUCCAUCCUGUGGAAGGUUUGGAUGUUCCGGACGGUAACCACGUGGUGAAGGAUUUCAGAAAAAUGAUUUUAAAGCAAGCCAAGCAUCUCGUGGCCGAAAUGUCUGUCCUCCAUCGUCAGCUGGACGAGAAAAGUACGCAGAAAGAAAAACUGGAGGAGCAUGUGGCUGAGCUACAGGAUAACAUUGAAAAGAAGAAGAAAGAAAUCAUUGAUUUGCACGAAGAAGUAGACACCUCUCGAAGGAGAAUCACGUUUAUUGAUGAAGAAAAAGACAUCCUUGAGAAGGAAAAAAUCAAGGCGGAUAACAGACUGGCAGAGCUCGAGGAGUCCCAGGAGACUCUGCAGUCAAAUAUCUCCUUCCUUUCCGAAGAAAAAUGCAAAGUCUUCGAUGAAUUGACACAACUGCAGGGAGUUCGAGAAGAAGAGGAAAAACUCAGAUCGGAGACGCAUGACGAACUCGCGUCCCUGCAAGCCCAGCUUGAAGAAACUGCGCAGUCCAAACAGAAGUUAGAAAACGAACUAGCAACUAUCACAGACUCUCUUCAAACUAUGGAUGUCGAGAAGAAAGAUCUGGAUGGCCAACUGAGAUCGCUGGAAGAGAAAAUGUCUUCUGUACACGACGAGAGAAUCGGCCUUGAGCACGAGUUAGAUGUUGCUAGGGAACAAUUGGAGGCAGCCAAUGAGGCGAGAAUUCGGGCCGAGCAGAGUCAGGUCAGGUCACAGGAGCAGCUGGAGAGCCUGCAGUGCAUGAUGGACCAGGAGAUCGCAGCGCUUAAAUUUCAACUUAGCUCGGAGACUAUGAAAUAUGAAACAGAGCUUAAGACUUUAUCGCAGCAAAUCCAGGAGUAUAACGGUGUGAAAGAACGUUUAUCAGAGCAGGACGAGAUGAUUACAGACUUGGAGACGCGCUUAAAAGAACGAAAUGAUAUUCUGCAACACGACAAGCAUAAAUACGUGACAGAAAUAAAACAUCUACGAAGUGAGGUGCAACAGUAUAAAAGUGGAUUUGAUGAAAAUAAGCUUAAAAUGCGUGCGUUGGAAAACGAGCUUCUUCUGGCUGCCAAACAGUUAGAGGAGGAACGCUCUAGACAUAGAGAACUGAAGAAGAAGGUGGAAGAAUACGAAGAAGAAAAAGGUGUACAUAAUCGUCAAUACGAACAAAAGAUUUCCCAGUUCCAAGAAGACAUGGAAGAGUUGAAGAACAGGCUGGUGGAAGUUACAAGAGAAAAAGCGGAGUUAUGGAAGAAAGCAGACGACAUGGAGCACGAGAUCAAGGUGAAAGCGGACGACAGAUGGAUGGACGACAGUGAAGCCUCUCAGUGCCUCAAUUGUAACGCUGAGUUUUCGUUUCUCCUAAGAAAGCAUCAUUGUAGAGUGUGUGGUCGAAUUUUUUGUCACAACUGCUCCAACAACUGGAUUCAAACACCGCACAGCAGAAAACUCCGUCGUGUUUGUGAAGAUUGUUCAAAAUCUGACAAACGGCUUAAUGCUCAACUGGUGGAAAAUCCUCCAGAUGUGGACGACGAUGCAACAUCAGACGUCAGUGACUUGCAGUCAAAUCGCAGGGAAAGCCUGUUGAGUGGCCAGGAUGACGAAGGAGGCCUGGGCACUGAUGACGACCCUCAGCCUGGCCCCAGUACCUCCGGUGUAGAUCUCCCGGAAGGUCCUCAGUACACCUCUACUCCAAAGAAAACUGACAGAAAAGGAAGCAGCGACAAAGAGCGUAGCCAAAGUGCUACAAGUGAUGAGCAUCAUAAAUACACCACCUUAAAAAAAGCCAAGAGGACCGCAGCUAAAGAAGAAGGCAAAAAAUAUGCGGAACAAAAACCCCAGCCUAGAAAUUCAUCGGAGGAAGACGAAGAAGAAGAAGAAUAUGAGUUUCUGGAAGAAGGAGACGAACAAGCCUUUGAACAGCCGCAAGCUCGAGUGGUUGUCUGUGAAAGUGACAUUAGAGAAGACUUAGCGAUACCGGCGUUGAACGAGGAGCCGGGACCGUUUUGGCACGUAACCGUAUCUCCCGGAAAACGUCAUUUGAUUCCGAUACUGGUUGGGACUCAGAGAGCGACGCUAUCAUGGAAGUUUUCGACCGAAAAAAAGAGCAUACGCUUUGGGGUUGCCUUCAAACUUUCGGAGACAAAGAAAGACAGCGAAUGCGAGACCGUAGUGCCUUUAUCGCAGUGUAACUCCCAUUGCAAGUCCGUCAAGGGUGAAGUAACAGACGUGUCACCUGGAGUGUAUAUCCUUGUGUUUGAUAACACCCUCUCCAGAUUUACGUCCAAGCGUUUAUUUUGCAUGGUGCAAGUCGAACGAAAUGACGAUGAACACGACUCUCUCACGUAGAAAAAAGAAACUGAUAUAGUGUAUAAUUAUAUUAGUGAGAAUGUUUUAUAUUCUUAGAUUUUUUUAAUAGAACUUUUCAAAAUAAAAAAAAUUAGCGUCAUUUCUUCUAACUAGUGAUCGAAAAGUUGGUAGUUUUAGAAAAUGGAUUUUAGGAAAUCUCUGAAAGAGUAAAUUUUAUGAACGACCAGUUUUUACUACUUAUGAUAGCUAAAAGGUUUUAUGCUAUAUUUUAAAUCCUUCUUAAGUUAAACCCUGAAAAAAAGAUUCUUCAAUGUAUUGAAGCAGUGAUUAUAGUAAUAAUAAUGAUAAUUUAAUUUAUAUGGGGUUAAUGUAAUAGAUUAAGAGAGAUAUGCAAAAGCGCUUUAAGUUAAGUACUGCAAACCACUGAACUUAAAACUUUCCAAAAAAAUUAUUGUUUUAAGAUGUUUUUGUUUUGUUUUGUUUUGUUUUUUUGAAAUGGCGAGGCUAUUACAGGUUCUAAUCGCUGAUGGCAGCGGGUUCCAAAAGAAAGGAGCAGUGUGAACAAAGGCGCAAUCACAUCCAAUACGCCGGGGGGGGGGGGGGUGUUUUACAUUGUCGAUGUUACUUGAGUAGUACUUAAGACUCGAAAAGCUUGAUCUUCUUUGAAAAAAAGGCGCAGACGUUUUGAUUUUCCUGAAUAUUUACGGGUUACCAGAGGCAGCGAAGAGUAAAUCUAUUUGGUGCCCAAACGAAGCUAUUUUGUACACGGAAUUCCUUGGCAUGGCUUGAUAACUGGUGGUUCCUAAUACUAACUAUCUCGAUUUUGAAUUGAGCACGUAGGCUUAGAGCCAUGUUGAAUCUGUUCACGUUUAUAAACACACUUGAAUUGUUUCUAUCCAUACGCGCAUUUGUUCAAACUAGUUGAAGAUCUUCCUUAAACACUAUGGCUUAGUUCAGAUGAUGAUCUAAAUGUAGACCAAUACAUUUUACCGUAUCUUGACGGUAGUCUCUAUUUUUGCCUUAACAUGAAAGAACAACCCUCUCGAUUUUGGACGACGUGAAUCUGGCUUACACAAAGUUCAAUGUCUGAACUGGGCCAAGUCCUUUUUUUUUCAGCUAUCAGUUGAACUUAACUAAACUGAGUGGCAAAAACUUAGCACGCUCUACGUUUUUUUUUUUUUUUUAUAUAACUUUCAUUUAUUUCUUCCUCUUCCCCAUAUCAGUGGCGCCUGGUGAUUUAAAUUAACUAGUCUCUAAUUUAUUGCAACAUUGUUUUGGGUGAAAGGGUGGACUUUCAAGUAACAAAUUUUUUUAACCACCUACUAAAGGGGGGAGGGGAGUGUGCCAACUACUUUUGCCACUCAGCGCAGAUUCACUCCUCAUUUCAUUUCGUUUCCACUGAUUUCUGACUUAUGUUACCGGAGUGAUGAAACUUGUUUUAGUUCUCGUCUUGUUCUGUCUUAGUAUGCUCUUGUUUGAUAUUGAAGGUAGUUAGUUAAAUUAUUCAACCAAGAAAACCAGUGGAACUAAUGGUCUUUUUUGUUCCCAGUUCUUGGUUUUCACGUGACGUCAUCAACAUUGAAAAUAAGGAAUUAUCAAUCCUUUUGAGAUUUUAGUUAAUAAUUGGUCCCUCGAGGGACACCAACACGGCAUCUUUAUACAAAGCCUUAUACAUUUGAGGGAAACAUUUCUUCCAAUAUCUUCCGCACAAAACAUUGCACAUACCUGAAUCUUUGCGAGACUGUUUGAAUAUUCAUUUAUUUAACUCUUUGAUUCUUGACUUGAUUUGUUUAAUGGUUUUGAUUAUGGUGUGAUAGUGAAAUCCGGCAAUAAGGUGUCUCUACUAGAGGAAAAUAUUUGUACUGCAGUGUUGUCUUAUCUUCAAGAGGAUUUUUUGAAGUAAAAGACUAUUUGUUAUGAAUUAUA